This is a messenger RNA of Plasmodium gonderi, 974 nucleotides long. RefSeq names its product variable surface protein. The annotation marks the transcript as partial. Lineage: Eukaryota; Apicomplexa; Aconoidasida; Haemosporida; Plasmodiidae. The transcript is spliced from 2 exons. The record is from RefSeq and is a predicted model, not a curated record.
AUGGGACUUCAGUUAGGUGUAAGUUCUUUAUAUAAUGAUGAUGUACUUAAAAUGUUACCUUCAAAAGAAAAGUACGCUAGUCUCAAUAAUGGUUAUGUGGAUUGUAAGCAUGCUAAUUUUUACAAAUAUGUAAAUAUUCCUCUACAAAAUGAGGAAUGGCAGAACGAUGUUUCUAACGAAAUACAUAAAGAAUUAUGUUAUAUAUAUAAUAAAAAGGAAACGGCGGACUUUUAUAGUGAUGAUUGUGAUUACCUAUACCAUUGGUUAAAUGAUAUAAUAUAUAAUAAUAUAAAAUUUCAAUUACAUUCUACAAGUGUUAUAACAGUACUUAAGUUUUUACUAAAAAGUAAUGACGGUCUGAAUAUAUGUAAUUAUGAUGAAUUUAAUAUCGAUAACGAAAAUUAUGGGGAUAUUAAGCUUUUAUUUGAUUUUUCUAAGGAUUAUGAUACGCUAAAAGAAUAUUUUAGUAAUGGUCAUAAGUUUUGUAAUAGCGAUUUUCGGAAUUAUGUAAAUGGAUAUAUCAGAACAUAUAACAAGUUCAAAGACAUGUGUAAUAAACCAAACAAUAAUCAAUCAACUUGUAUUGCUUUUAAAAAAUACUUUAAAGAUAGGCAAAAUGAGAACUUAAGUAACUGGACCUGCAAUUCAGCAGGAAAUACAGAUGGGUUGGCAUCAAGGGAAAAAAAUCAUAAAAAUCUGGAAAAACCAAGUGAAUCUAUGGUAGUGCCAAGAGUGGACGCGCAAGAAAAGGUACCAGAAGAAACUCUUAUAAGAGAGGAAGAGAGAAGUUUCACAGGCUCAAUUUCUACAAAUUCUGAUGUCUAUAUUGAACAUUCAGCAUUCAGAUACAAUAUUGAUAAUCCAAACAAUUCUUCAGCUUUUACAGUUUCAAAAGCUAUGACUAUUGCACCAUUAGUUAUAGGAAUUACAGUUUUUUCUAUUUUAUUUUAUAGUGUAAUUAUUAAUGUAAAUUA